Sorghum bicolor (sorghum) is the source of this 1149-nucleotide messenger RNA. RefSeq lists its product as uncharacterized. The record is from RefSeq and is a predicted model, not a curated record. Lineage: Eukaryota; Viridiplantae; Streptophyta; Magnoliopsida; Poales; Poaceae. The transcript has 2 exons. Bases 253 to 855 code for a protein of 200 amino acids.
UCACAACUCACAAGGCGCACGCAUGCCCGCCGCCGCCGACCUCACCACCUCGAUCGGCCUCCCCGCUGGGGGCUGGACACGUAUCGUAGACGUGUCACCAUACAACCACGGGCAACGCGCGCCCACUGCUAAAAAAAGCUACGAGGGGGAGCACGUCUCCACGUGCGUACCCGUGGUGCAUGCGCGGCAAUUCGUUGAUCUCCGAAUCUCUGCCGUCGGUCUCCACACCCCUGAACGUCUGUCUGCGAGUCCAUGGCCGAAGUCGACGCCAGGGCCACGGGCGCCGACGAGGGCCGCGGCGGCGUCGAGAAAGACGGGCAGCCGCCGGCGGCGGCGGGGCGCGCGACCAUAUCCGUGACGGUCGUCCUGCUGGCGCUGCUGGUGGCCUCCGUCGCGGCGUUCCUGACGUCGUCGUUGCCGCGCGCCGGCGACGGCGUCGGCAAGGGGGUGCAGGAGGGAGGUGCCGGCAGCGGCGGGGCGGGGGAGGUAGUAGGAGGGAAGCGCGCGGAGCCCGUGGAGCAUGCGGUCGGCGACGGCAUCGGCAUCCCGGGGUUCAACAGCCGGCUGGACGCGUUCCGCGCCUGGGCGGCGCUGACGUGGAUGAAGCUCCGGCGGCCGCCGCGCUCCGACGAGCCACGAUACGACGACGAUGCCGCCGCCGCCGACGGGAGCGCCGGCUCUGUGGCGGACGCCGCGAAGAGGAGCUUCGAGAUGGGCAAGGAGACGGUGGAGCAGGCGGCGGAGGCCACAGCCAGCGCCACGUGGGACGCCGCGGAGACGGCCAAGGAAAAGGUGAAGACGGCCAAGGAAAAGGUGAAGGGAGCAGCCUCGCCGCCCGACGGUGCUGAACUCUGAGCACAGCAGACCAUGCCGCGUUCAAAUUGCUUUUGUGUUUCUGUAGCAUGAUGAUGUAAAAACACUGUACCGCACAUGUCCGAUGUAUGUACACGAGUCUUUCCCUACCGUGACUAGUCUAGUGUCCCAGGGCUCAGUGCAUAGCUCUACUACGGAGUAUGUUGGCUCUAUCUCCAGUCUCCACCUUCAGAGGAAGGUCAUCAAACCUCUGGCAGACAUGAAAAAGCGACAGAUGCGGAACAUGACAGAAAUCAAAUAAACGCACGGUAGCAAAAGCUACUACACCACUUUCCA